AUGUGUCUAGUAGACUUCACAUGUUGCUGCUAAAGUACAUCCUGUGUAGCUGCUGUUUGUACAAGUAAAUUUAUAAACAGUCUAGCUAUUAUUAUUGAGACCCAUCUCAAGCUAUUGAACUGCAACAAAGUAAACUUCGUAUGGAAUUUGAGAACACUGAAGAAGAGUACGAAGAUAUGCAAUCGUCUGUGGGACAGCAUCAAAUGGAAGCCGGUGAGCAGUACUAUGAAUAUGUGGAACUUCUACCGCAACGAAAAACUGAAAGGCAAGACUCAGUUCCAUCAACACAGCUCUUUGAUACACAGCAACCAAGAACUCGUAAUGCUGGCGGUGAUGUUGUGCCGAAUCCCUCAUACCUCACUCAUCAGUCAUCCAACCUGGCUACAACAUCUCAUACACCACCUCCGUUAUACGAGUAUCUUCCUGAAUCAGAGGCCUGGCCAGAGAGGGAUCGAGCCACACAACUUGCUGCUACACAAACUGCUGAGCUGCCUCAUAUGAAAGCGCUGUCCAUAUCACCUUCUUCUAUACAUGUAGAUGAUGAUCGACCGAAGUUUGAUACCAGUUUCAAAUCUCCAGUUGGCUACAACAUUAUGAAUUUGAUGUCUCAAGGAAAUGUGAUUUUCAUUCUUCCCAAGACGAGUAUCGAGAGAAAGCCGCUUUACCUCAACCGUGGAUUUGGCGAGAGAGUAGUUCACGGAGGAGGUUCAUUUACGGAUGAGAGUAGGUUUGUGGUCACGAUUCCUCGAGAGCACACCACAGAGCAUGUGAUAGCAUUGGAGAGCUUCAAGUACAAAGGAAGAUACUUGUGUGUUGACCGGAGAGGAAGGAUUAAAGCUCGCGAUGGUUAUAAGGACAGCUGUGACUUUUUCGUGUAUGGGGUGAAUGGGAGUCCUCACCUGGUCUAUUUUGAGUCUGCUAGAAGUGACGGUUUCUACUUUGGGAUGAGAUCAGACAAUAGUCCCUCUGAUGCAGCCAGUAUCACAGCCGAUUCUGAGGAAGCACACUUUGGAAUACUAACAGAUAAUGUAUCAGAAUCGUCUCCUCUGCUGAAGUUGGAGGUGUUUGGGACAAACUCAAUUAUGGACCAAGUGCGGGACAAAAGUGUCAUUCGUCUUUUCUCACAGCGAAGAUACCUUGGAAUUGAUAGGAAAGGAAGAGUACUUCAAACACAUAAUGACAAGAAUACAGAUAGCUGGUUCAUGGUUCACGAUCGUGGGAUGGGUAUUCUUUCACUGCGAAGCUAUGUACACCAGAGUUAUUGGUUGAAAAUGCAAGAUGGUCAGCUUACAGGAAAGGGAAAGCCAGGCCUUGAUACUUUCUUUCAAGUGAGAGAGUCAGUGGAGCACCAAAUUAUUCUAGAAUCCAUUGCACAGCCGGGCACAUUUGUUUAUCCAAGCCAGGCGUCCCCUUCUGUGGUGCCCGAGUUUACUGUGGAAGUCAUACUUGAGAAACCUACAAGUUAGGAAGCGCUCUGGCAGAGAUGUAACUUGUUUAUAGCUGAUAGUACAUUAGCUAGUGAACAUUGUUAUUGACGCAAACACAUUCUGUUGCAUCCAUUAACUUAAGUGACAAUCCUUAAUCAUGCGUAAAACCUUUUCCAGAACAUUAAACAUGGAGUUCUUAGUUCAA
Molecule: messenger RNA, 1632 nt
Organism: Halichondria panicea
Lineage: Eukaryota; Metazoa; Porifera; Demospongiae; Suberitida; Halichondriidae
Exons: 14
Coding region: 141-1466 (441 amino acids)
Source: RefSeq, a predicted model, not a curated record